AUGGAUGCCAGCUUUUUUAGGUUCGAAGGACAACACUAUCGACAAGUUUUCGGUACAGCAAUGGGCAGUCCUCUGUCACCAAUCCUAGCCGACAUCGCUCUGGACACAGUAAUCGAUAAAGCUAUGUCCUCACUUCCCUUCCCGAUUCCAAUACUCAAAAAGUAUGUGGAUGAUAUCUUCAUGGCCAUUCCGGCCGAUGCCAAGGAACUAGUACUCGACGCGUUCAACCGACACGAAGUGAGGCUACAGUUUACGCUAGAAACCGAAGUUAAUGGAAAGUUGCCAUACCUAGAUAUGACGGUGAUCAGAAACGAGGACCAAACUCUGCAUACCGAAUGGUUCAUGAAAUCAAUAGCUUCCGGAAGGAUGCUGAACUGGCACUCCUUCCACCUACCCAAAUAUAAAGUAAACGUCGCAAGAAACUUUAUACACAGGGUCUGUACACUAUCCACCAACUUAAACACAGCUGCGAAGAAGAAAAUCAUCCAGAAUCAGCUCAUCACUAGGCUCAUCAUGAACGGGUAUCCGAAAACAUUGAUAAACAGAAUCUUCCAUCUGUACAUCAAUCAAAACAAUCGUCACGGUAGACAAGAACAAACAGCUUCUAUCACAGAAACACCAGCCCGAACAGCUAUGCCGCCAACCAUCCAACACCAAUCAUCGUCCCAACCAACAAUCCAGCCAUCCAACCCAUCGAUCGAUCGUCCGACAAAUCAGUCACAGCUACAGUCAUCAACAUGCUCCAAUGCCAUCUCAUCGACACGACCGCUCAUAAUAACCAGCACAGAUCCUUCGGCACCUGGAAUGGACACUCAACGUGAAAUUGCCUCAAUAAUUCAACGACCUCCAAAUGCAUAUAAUAUCGAGCCAACAACAACAAACCACGGAGAACAUCUGAUCUACCGAUUCAUCCCAUACGUCGCAGGACUAUCCGAAUGCAUCAUCCGCAUCCUCAACAGAGACUACAACAACAUCACCAUCGCAUGCAGACAAACCAAAACCAUCCAACGUUUCCAUACACCCGUAAAAGACCCGAUUAGUAUGCUAGAUAGGAGUAGAGUAGUAUACAAAAUACCAUGCAGCAAUUGUAAACAAUGCUACAUUGGUAUGACCAACAACAGAUUACAAACAAGAUUAUACGGGCACAAAACACAUAUUAACAAACUAAACAGGCUAAAAGAAUUAGGGUAUAAUAAAACCGAUAUAGAUAUGAUAACAUUGAGAGAGCGAACAACGUUAAUCGAACAUUGCAUCGAUCACGACCACAUGUUCAAUCUAGGCCAGGUCACAGUGUUAGACAGAAGCAAUCACACGAACACACUCGCAUUUCUAGAAAUGUGCCAUAUCACUAACACACCACACACAGUAAAUCAUCGCACAGACGUUAGUGGGUUAAACUCCACAUACGCAGCCAUCUUACAAACCUUUUGCGAAACAUUUCGAACCCAUCAAACAACUAAUGAUCCACCAUCUUCAAACCAACCGUUACCUCCACCAGAUGUGUAGUGCGAAGAAUUUAGUUGCUUCAUUAAGUGAAAUUAACAAAACUCGCUACGUUUCACUUAAUAUCCCACAUGUAGGUCUAAUUCAAACCACUUUUAGAAUAAUAUGUGUAACUAAACAUUGUUUAUGCCUGUUUACAGCCAAUGUUCAAUAGUUUAGACACCGACAGUUCUAUGUAAGUGAACUAUCGAAACAUGUAACCCACACAAUAAUGAUUCCCAUAAUUACAGUAUCCCCUGAAGAAGACUCUAAUACGAGUCGAAACGUUGGGAAAAAUCUAAAACUAUCGUUUUAAUUCCCCAAGACUGCAGUGCCGAAGUAGCUCUAUAGAUCGUAACAGUCGAACUCUCCUUAUCCAUGUUUAAUUCGAUUUUAGAUGACGAAAAAUGAUAUUUAGAUCAAAAUCAAAAAAUUGGGUAUUAGAAGGUUAAGAUUUCUUCAAAAGUUUCCUCUGGGAUUCUUCCAGGAGUUUCUCCUGAGAUUCCGAAGGUAUUUUCCGUUUGGUAUUUCUGCAAGAGCUCUAUUCAGGAUUCCAUCAGUAAGUACUGCCGAAUUUCUUCCACAGAUUUUUUCCGGGAUUUCUUAAGGAAUGCAAUCUGAGAUUACCUCAGGAAUUCCUGCAUUCCUUCGAAAUUCCUUCCGAAAUUUCACUAGGAAUUAAUUCCGGGCUUCCCUCAAUAGUUUGUUAUAGAACUACCCCAGCUUUUUUUCCUAAACUGUACCAGGAAUUUCUCCAGGGAUUUCUCCACAUUCUAGGAUCCCUCUAGAAUAUCCUUCUGUGAUUCCUCAGGAUGCUCCAUAUGAGAUUCUGUUUGUUUUCUUUUUUCAGAAGUUCUCUCUGGGAAAAAGUUCCAUCUGAAACUCCUCCUGGAUACCAUCUGAGGUUCUUUUUGGGACUUUUUUUUUCAAUGAGGUCCGUUGAUUCUUCAGCAGUUCCUGAGAAGUUUCUUUCGGAAUGUCGUCAGAACUUCUUUUUAUGAACUUCCUUGAAAAAAUGGGAUACCGGAAGAAACUGUUGGAGGAAAAUCAGACGAAAUUUGAUUGAAUAUUUUCUCAACGAACUCCUGUAGGAACUUCAAAGGAAUUCCAUAUACAAAAACUUCUGGAAGAAUUCCUCAAAAUGAUUCUAUGACUUUUUCCAGAUUUAUAUUACCGUAAAUAUUUUUUUCUCAAUUUAAUUUUUGAUUUACGUAAAUCAUUUACGAAUCAUUCUGCCUUUUUAGAGAAUAAAUGUUGGAUAAUAAACGCUAUUUUUCUCUGUGGGAAUAUCUACGUAUAUACUCCUGAAGGAAUCCCCUAAAGGAGCGGACCUGGUGUGGUGGUUAGAACACAAGACUAUCACGCCGAGGACCUGGGAUCGAAUCCCACUUCCGACAUACUCACAAAAUGUGGUUUCUUCUUUCGGAAGGGAAGUAAAGCGUGUGGGUCCCGAGAUGAACUAACUAGCCUAGGGUUAAAAAUCUCGUUAAUACAGACAAAAAAAAAAAGAAUCCCCUAAAAAAUACCUGGAGGAUUUCAAUUAGCAACACAUGAAAAAAUUUCAGAAUAAACAUCCGGAAGAAUUGCAGGAGGAACUCAUGGGAAAAUCCAUAAAAGAUUUCAAAGAUGAAUCCUGGUCCUGGACCUGGAAAGAGUUUAUGGAGAAAUCCCGGAAUCAGUUUCAGAAAGAAUUUCAGAAGAAGUAUCAUGAAGCAUGUUGGAAGAAGUUCCAAAAGGAAUCCCGGAAUGAAUUCCCAAAGAUAUCUCGGAAGAAGUUCUUGGAGGGAACCUGAAGAAAUCCCAGAAGUAAUUCCUGACAGGAGCCCAAAAGAAAUUCUCGAAGGAAUUCCUGAAGGAGUUCCCAGAUUAAUCCCUGAAGUAGUUCCUAGAGGAAUCCCGCGCAGAUCGAAAACAUAGUGUAAAUUUCUGUGACAUAUAAUGCACAUAAUUGGAGCGUGGGAUUUCACAGAAGUUUACAUGACAUUUCAUGUAAAUCUCAUGAAAUAUGAUGAAAACUUCCAUUAUAUGUCAUGUAAUUCAGCAUGACUCAGAGUUUUUUACAUGACAUAUAACACAAAUUUACAUGAUAUAUCAUGUAAACCAUCAUAACUUGAAGUUUACGUGACUAAAAUGAAGAUUACAUGACGUGUAAUCUUCAUUAUUUUUAUCUGUGCGGUAUUAAUUUUCGGUGGUAUUACCCUAGAAAUCGCGGAAGGAAUUCUUAAGCAAUCCCAGAAGUAAUUCUUCGUGCCUGCCACACGAUAUACGCAUGCAAAAUGGUCAUUGGCAGAGGAAGCUCUGAGUUAAUAACUGUGGAAGUGCUCAUAGAACACUAAGCUGAGAAGCAGGCUUUGUCCCAAUGAGGACGUUACGCCAAGAAGAGAGAGAGAAGUAGUUCUUUAAAGAAUCCCGGUAGGAGUUCCCGGAGAAGUUUUUGGAGGAAUACUGAAAAAAAAAAUCCUGAAGAAAUCCAGCACAGAUACAAAUAAUAAUAUUUACACAUAAUGUAAACUUAAUUUUAGUCAUGUAAACUUAGUAUUAUGAUGGUUUACAUGAUAUAUCAUGUAAAUUUGUGUUAUAUGUCAUGUAAAUACUAAGAGUCAUGCUGAAUUACAUGCCAUAUAAUGGAAGUUUACAUGAUAUUUUACGACUUUUACAUGAUAUGUCAUGUAAACUUAUGUGAUAUCUCACGCUCCAAUCAUGUGCAUCAUAUGACACAUAAUUUUACUUUCUUUUUUCGAUCUGUGCACAAACAUAGCGUCUGCAAUGCUUUUUGACGCUGGCUUUGGCCUUCUGCAGCACUGAAUGUUGCUGACGGACUACAGGUUUGGCUCCUUGUGUUUUCGCUCGCUCUUUCACCGCUUUUGCUUUGCUUCGAGUUUACCCAAAUUAUUGUCACCGGUGGUGUUGAAGGCAUUCUUGAUGGUACUCCAUUGAUAUGCUAAGAUGUAACCUUCCGCAAUAUCCGCAGACCGCUUUUCCAGCUCUUCGGCGAAGGACCUUUUUCAACGCAGCGUCUUCCAGUCGGCGUAUGUUUGAUCGAUACUAGAUUUUCCCAUCCUAUCGGUGGAUCCUAGCAAUGCGCAGUCGGAUCUGACGAGUAGGAGAUGAUGGUCGGACGCAAUGUCGACACUACAUUUGUUUUCUACAUCAACUAUCAAUAAUGCGAAGAAGUUCUUUAUUCCCCAUAUUAUUAUGGAUAUUCGGUAGAUAUGGAAGUGAGAAACAGUAUCAGAAAACUAUUCCUACCAUCAAUAAAAGCAAUUGCACUCAUAAAUAACACAAGCGCCACCAAUCCUAUAACGCCAGUAAAGCGCAUGGUCACGCUUGUAGCAAUCUCGAUAGUGCACCGCUGUUGGCUGCCACUUGCCAGACAGAACUAAAUCACAUUUCAAACUAAUUGACAACUGUACUUUACAAGCAAGAGCCAUACAUACCCAGUCGUCCUCACUGAAAGCGCACUCCAGCGGCGCAAAUCCUCUCCUAAUCGCGAUCUAAUACCCCCCUUUUUCAUACCUACAUUAUAUCUUAAGUUGGACAAUAAAUUUCCGAUUAGCGAAUUGGUUCCGCAGCAGACAUCUUUUAUUAUUGGCUUGAGAAGUACAGUGCACACUGCACUGGAAUGGACACAAGUGAAGUAAAGUGCAUGUCCACGAACACCCAGUAGCAGCAAAUCCAUAAUUUUCCACACUUCCUUCUGCGUUCCUUGGAAGCGACGGAUUGGCUUGCACGUCACAAAUUGAAAAGUGUUUGCUCCGAUAAGGAGUCCUUCGCUUUCCAUCAUCGUCCGCCACUAUGGUGCGCUGCUUGGACGCCGCCGGUGCACUUACUAAUGUUAUGACUAACGACGUCGGAGACGGAGGGGGUUCCGCACCUUAAUCCGACAUUUUUAUCUGCUGCGUUCGGAAUUGGCAACUCACUAUUUGCUUGAUUGAAUUUGUGUUACUCGAACGAAAUCCGAUCAGAGAGAAAUGGCAGAAUUAUGACAACCGGAACUAUUAUUCCAACCAAAUAUAUAGUCUUUUAAAUCAUAGCUAUACACUAAAAUUGUCCCAAAAUUUUGUCUAGUGCCAACGAUGUUAUAAUGGGUUCUGAUACAAUUAAAUUUAUCCCUUUUAACUUUAUUUAGCUAGUUUAAUUUGAGCUAGGUUUUCAUUAGCUUUAAAUAUAUUUUCAGUUUAAAUCUAACACAUUUCAAUACUUGUAGGGUUUCUCAUGAUAUAAACAUGAAACUUUGGGAAAUAGCUUAGCAAGACUGCUAAAACGAUUUUUCAAUCUUUCCCGACGAUUCGAUCUGUUUUCAAGGCGAGAAUGAUUAAAAAAACUCAUGUUUUUAUUCAGACGAAAACUGCUAAGCCAUUUUUUCAAACUUUUUUCCCUCCUUUCAAUAUAAACAUUAGCUGUUGAUAUAUUUUUGUUACACAUUUGUUAUACCGGUCUGAUCGAGCAGCAGGGAAGGAGUCCACUACUGCCGCCAAUCGGUUGAUUAAUAAUUUCUGCCGAGUGGUACCCUCUGGACUAGUCAAGCUUGUUAUCACUACAGGUCCAGCAAGGAGCUGUCAAUCUUCGUCGUUGAUGGACCGAAAAAGGAAUUUCUUCGGUUCGUCAGCUCGCCGGCUCUGACAGACAGAGGAUUAGAUAAAGGCAUGUGUGCGGUCGGUGGAGAGCAAAAAAAAAGUGUGCCAUCAGUUGAAAUACUUCGUUUCCCAUUCGGUCAAGGUGACGGGACAAAGUCCAGUAAUCUGACGGUUCUUCUGGAUCAUCUAUGCAAAUCUUACUUUGACACUGCUAUGGAUAGAGCGGUAGGUCAGAGCGCUGUUUGCAACAUAACCACCAUGUCUAGAAUUGAACUCCCGAACGUCAGGGAUCUUCGUCGGGUGGCUCGUAAAACUAGAUCAUCUACUAAGCGUCCCAGACUGGGAGAUCUACUAUUUUUAGGAAGAAAUUUUCCCAACAAGAUAAAACUCACGGGUACGGAACGGCUCUAGUGACGAUCGAGUUGAUCUUGACCGACGACGAUGGAUGGGAGUUCCUCGAAGCUGUGACAACAUGUAGAAGAUGUCAGUCAAUCUCGUUAGCUUUUUUCGUACCAAAUUGGAAGAAGGCAUCAACCGAAAAACGGCGCCAUUCUGGGUAGCUAAAUUUAGAAUGCUUGCUAAGAGCGGAUGCAUUUAAUUUAGGAAUGGUCUUCGGUGUUUUCGGAAACGAUGAGAACGACAACAGGGCACAACCAUUCGGCGCAUACGUAUGAAUGAGUUAAGAAAGUCGCAGAAAUAGAAGCUAUUAAAGCCAAUUCAGGCUUAUAAUAUCUCACAUGUAGGUCAUUGUUGUCAUUCGCAUUCAUUUUUUAACGAAUUAUGUAUCCACUUAAUAUUGGUUCUACAUAUUUCACAUUUAAUUCUUUUGAAUCAUCAGUUUAUUGCAGAUUCGGAUAAAAUAGAAGCCAGUAGGACAAAGAUGGGAAAGUUAAUGGGACAACCUAACUAUGAAUUAAAACCUACCUACUGGUACCGUACUGGCGGCGAUACUACCGAGAAGUCACACCUCACGGCAAUAAAUAAGUGUUUCGACUCAAUACAAGUAUUCGUUCAAUCAUCUUAAUGGUGAUGUCUGAUCUACAUGCCAGUCCUAGUGCCAGGGAAGGACUCUCAGCUUAACUAUGCACUACGGUCUUCCGAAAAGUAGAAGGUUGGUAUCCGGCCUGGCAACAAGCCGUAAAAAACCGUUGCAAAGGAAAUUUAGCAACAGAAUAAUCGAGACAAUCGGCAACGACCCCAGCGAACAAAAAAGGACUUGCGAUUACAAUCGGAACAAAAAGGUACUGCCAAUCUCUCAACUUCAUUGGGAGCACCCGUACACUCGCCGAAGGUCCGCGGGUUCGGCAUCACAACGCUGCAGGAGGCGUUUCUUUUUUUUUGGUCCUCAGGUUAUGUGGGGAUCGACCUACUAAAACCUCAUUAUCUCUUCCUUACCUUCGCGAUACGCCCGUUAGGGAUGACUUCGAAAAGGGGGGGGGGGGUGUACAUGAGUACUCUCUAUUUGUAAGUGUUCCACCAGCUAUCGCUUUAAGUUGUCCUCUCUUCCCUGAAGGAUUGGGUCCUGGCAAGUAAUAUAGACUACCCGUUGGACUCAAGCUCCAGGAUGGGGAGCGAGAGGGGCAACUCUACUUGCUGUUUGUCGGUCCACCAUUUUCAUUGUAGUUCUAGUACGACUCGGGAAACCGUGGAAGUCCGCAAACAUCCUUUCAACAAUGCUGGCCGGAGUGACAUCUCUAACGCAUAUGUCCUGCAUACUCGACCUUUGCGUGGGCAUUCGAAGAGCACAUGCUCUGCAGUCUCGUCGCAGUUUGCGCAUUCUAGACAUACGGGGGAGCCUGCACGCCCGAAUCUGACAGAAAUGGUGUCAAGUUACAGUUCAUCUCACCAUGGGGCCUGCUCGUCCAUUUAGACACGCUCGGUAUGUGCCAGUGUGUCCAUCUAUCCUUUGACCCGCAAUUGCUUCAGUGAGCGCUUAGAGUUGAUCGUGCACUCGUCUGUGGUGACCACUGCCUGCUGUUCAGACUUGCGUUUGUUUACCACCACCACCUCCGGUUUGUAGUCCGUGAAGUGCCAGCUGUCUCGACCUCAUCCAGUCCUCCACAAAGCUAAUUGCGUGCGCUGCUGUCAGUUCCACUAGCUCUAUCGACUCGCCGUAUACCACGAGGGAGAUAUCAUCGGCAAACCUGACCAUUUUUACGCCCGGUGGAAGUGUGAGCCUCAAUACGCCAUCAUACGCCGCGUUCCAAAGUACCGGGCCCAGGAUGGAACCUUAAGGUAACCCUGCGGUGGUGUUGUGGCUCCUCUCACCUUCCUCGGUGUCAUAGAUUAGCCUCCUAUUCUGGAAGAAGCUCUCCAGUAUCCGGCAUAGGCUAUCCGGGACUCGUAGGUGGUUCAUGGCGCACUCGAUGGCGGUCCAACUGACGCUGUUGAACGCAGUCUUCACACCCUGCGUAACGAUCGCGCAAUAGCGGAUUCUCGUUUACUUCACGAUGAACUUUGCCAUUUCUGGACGUCAAGUUCACCAUUGCGGUCAUCAGGAAUACAUGCUUGGUUGAUGGAGAAUCUCUGCUAGAACUCGACGACCUUACAUGAUGCUGAAUCGUUACCCCAGUACCGGGGUUGGCUUCAGCAAGUUUCUGGGUACCAGCGUGAUUAACUGGAGUCCUCUUACGCUCAAAAUGUAGUAGCGUGUGAUGUCUUUUUGAGCACUGCAGGCACGAUUUACUACUGGAACAUGCUGAGCUUCGGUGGCCCUUUCUCAAACAAUUAAAGCAUGCAUUUAGCUCCUUCACUCUCGUAUGGCGCUGAUCCACGGACAGCUUCUGGAACACGGAACACUUGAAAUUUUGAUGCUGUCCGGCACAGAAGUCGCACACAUACGUCGGCACUACUAACGCUGCAUGCGAAGUCUUGGAAGGCACGAGCUUGGAUGUAGGCGGCUUCCGGUUGGAGACCUUGGGACUCGGGGAUACGAUGUAUGCACUAUUCUCGCAUCUCUCCAGAAUGACGCAUCGUUGUUUUAGAAAUUCGAUGGUCUGUUCGUAGUCUGGAAGCUCCUUCUGAUCCAUUGAAGCUUCCCACAGCUCACGGGUCUGACCAUCUAAGGCAUGCCUCAACACGGUCACCACGAUCAGCUCUGACAUCCCUGAAAGCGGUUGACCGAGCUUGAUGAGAUUCUCCACAUGGCGAGUGCACUCUUCGAUGAGACUCCGGAGUUCCUUCGACGAUCUCCUUGUCAUCUGUUUUAGGUUUAACAGGCCCAGGAUGUGAGAUUCCAAGAUAAGCCGCUUGUUGCCAAAUCUCUCCUCUAGGAUGUCCCAUGCGCGCUGGUAAUCGUUGUCCUGCAACGUCUCCAGAUCGAUCACACCAGCGGCAUCUCCUUUCAAGGAGUUCUCGAGGUGGUACAACUUCACGGCAUCUGAAUCUAAUGAACGCUGCAUCAGAUCCUGGAACAUGGCUUUGAAGCGGGGCCAUGCUUCAUAAUGACCAUCGAAGGUUGGCAAUGGAGCACCAAAGGAUUGGGACUGAACGAUGAUCGGUUGCUGGUUAGUGACACAAGGUGGCUGCUGAGUUGGCGGCACAGUCAACUUCUCGGUACAACUCUCGAACAGCACGGAUACCUCCUCGUACCGCAGGUAGUGCUCAUCUUGCUCAUCGCGCUUGUCGGCUGAGGACUUAGCAACAAUCUCCUGGUGCAACCUGACAUACUCGUCCUUCUCAUUUUCAAUACUUCGUUGGUACACCUUGACUUGGGCUGGGCUGAGUUCACUCCUGUCCUCUUCGGCCUGCUUGAGGAUAGUAAGGAUUCUGGUCACAUUUCGUUGUGCUAAUCCACGGUUGUGGACUAGCGCCCCAAGCUGGGCUUCACAUUCGGCAGAAUCCGGCACCUUCUUCACCGGUGUCCGUUUGGGUGGCAUCCUGAUGAAAUCUUCACGGGUCAGUAACACGGGGAUGUGGACAGGAAUUUCGUCGCUUUUGUUGCAAUAAUGGAUGGGAGGUAGCACACGGAAUCCGAAGCGGUGGCAGCAACACUCAACACUACGAAAAUCGACGCGCUUGUCGGACCGGAUGGAAUUAGGAACACGCGAAUUCCGGAACGACGGAUAAAAUCACUACGCGACGACGGUUUACACUCGCGGACCGACACGGAUACGGACGUUGUCAAAGCCACGUCCACGCUCUUCACUGCGCAGCACGCUGUUGAAGCCACGCGGAACGCUUUUAAGACAACACACUACCGCGUUGUUCAAGCCACGCGGAACGCUUUUACACACUACCGGAUCCUUAUCCGGCUCGAAGGACCAAAUUGUGUUCGGUAAUGAACACAAGAAUAUUCAGGCGAAGACACUGGACUGUAUAUAGGAUGCGGCAGAAAGAGAAACGGGUUUUCGGAUAGGCAGGCAAAAACACUUGUUCACUUUCACACUUUAUUCCCUUUCUUACACUAUUUACACCUUAUAACUCCGCGUUGUUUUAAGCCACGCGAACGCAUAUCACUUUAACUUUUGGAUUGCAACUGACUUGCAACCGCGAACGGGUCGCAUAUAUAGGGUUUGUGUGCCAUCAUUAAUCUCAUGCUCCCAAUUUCAUCCUAUUCGAAAACAAGCGAUUACGGCACCGAUUGAUUCCGUUCUUUUUGUUUUCAUGCGUGCUCACUUCUAACAAAAAAUACAAAAAUAAUAAACAAAACAAACAGUGCUUCAAUCCUUUGUUUUUCGUAGGAUGAAAAUGGGAGCCACAUGCUUAAUAAGGGAACCAAUACCCUAUACCCAAAA
Messenger RNA from Aedes albopictus (Asian tiger mosquito), 10795 nucleotides. RefSeq lists its product as uncharacterized. NCBI's taxonomy places the organism in Eukaryota, Metazoa, Arthropoda, Insecta, Diptera, Culicidae. Bases 1 to 1506 code for a protein of 501 amino acids. The transcript has 2 exons. The record is from RefSeq and is a predicted model, not a curated record.